CGUGCCUGCUACCUGCCAAUAAACCCCCAGAAGGAUGAGACUCUGGAGACUGAGAAGGCUCAGUACUACCUGCCGGACGGAAGCACUAUUGAGAUCGGUCCUGCCCGUUUUCGAGCCCCGGAGCUCCUGUUCCGGCCAGACCUGAUAGGGGAGGAAUGUGAAGGACUCCACGAGGUGCUCGUUUUUGCCAUUCAAAAAUCAGACAUGGACCUGAGGCGAACACUGUUCUCCAACAUCGUGCUGUCUGGAGGGUCCACGCUUUUCAAAGGCUUUGGUGACAGGCUGUUGAGUGAAGUGAAGAAACUAGCUCCGAAGGAUGUCAAAAUAAGGAUAUCAGCUCCUCAGGAGAGAUUGUAUUCCACGUGGAUUGGUGGUUCUAUCCUAGCGUCACUGGACACCUUUAAGAAAAUGUGGAUUUCCAAAAAGGAAUAUGAAGAAGACGGAGCCCGUGCCAUCUACCGAAAAACCUUCUAGCCCUGGGACCUGUCCUCGGUCUCCUCCGAAGACUCACUUCAGUUAUAAACUCGCUUUUCUGAGUCCGAGUGUCUGAGAGCUGCCUGUGUGUGUGUGUGUGCGCCAGCAUGCCCCGAUGUCACUGAGCAAAGACGACAGCAGCAGGAGGGUUCUAUUAGUACUACUAACUUCUUAUUUUUUAUUUUAUUUUUGUUGUUUUGGUUUGUUUUUGUUUUUUUUUUAAUGGAAAGGAGAAAAUACCAAUCUGAAUUUCUCCAGAAUGGCCCAUUCCUUUUUUCAUUUCAGUCCCUUAAUUUCUUUAUCGCAAUCACAUUAGUCACUGUAAAACAAGCAAGCAAAAACAAAGGGAACAGCUUCUGGGAACUGCCUGGCAAGCCAGAAGGGAGCCAACCACCGCAGACUGCGCACGCAGGCUUUAGGCAGCCCGACUGCAAUGCCUGGAAACACAUAGCUGAGGCCCCAUCGCUACUUUCUUCUUCAGCAGUGUCUUCACCAUCAGUAGGUUUUUGAAGUUGUUUUUAAUAUAUAUUUUUUUAUUAAGAGAAAUACAUUCUCAACAGUUAAUAAGCCCAUCUGCCCCCACUGUUUUUGGUGCGUGAGUGCGUGUAUGCGUGUGUAACUUCUCAGCCUGAUGUGUGGGUCUGCACCGCAGCUGGAGAAGUUGGUGAUAGGUCUUAGUUUGUAUUGCAUGGAGUAGAACAAAGCAAAUCUAAUCAGCUGUCAUUGUACUAGACGGUUAUUCUCUCAUACCUUGUUUUAAAUACCUUUUCUCCUGUGGAAGCAAGUGCCCCAGAGUGGGGGUGAAGGCACUUGUCUGUUCCCCCUCAACCUGCCGAGGUUUACAGUGCUGAGUUCUCAUGUUCUUUCUCUGUAAGAGUCGAGGCUGUUUCCCUCCUUCCUGCCACGUCAGGGCAAAGGGAGCAUGUAUCUGCAGCCAGGCAUAACUCUCGUGUACUUUAUCCAUUCUGGGGCAAGAUUAAUAGUUGGAAAGGUGCAUUGUAAUGUAAGAAUUGUUUUAUUUCUUGAAAUGUCUGAGGAUAUCUCAAAUACUGACCACAGCACCUGGGAAUUA
Antrostomus carolinensis (chuck-will's-widow) is the source of this 1546-nucleotide messenger RNA. Its product is annotated as alpha-centractin. The transcript has 5 exons. The annotation marks the transcript as partial. The record is from RefSeq and is a predicted model, not a curated record. Lineage: Eukaryota; Metazoa; Chordata; Aves; Caprimulgiformes; Caprimulgidae.